AGCAAAAAUGUAUAAUAAAAAAUUACAGCAAGUGAUCGUGCAGAAAAUAGAUCGAUAAACCCCAAGCCCCAACCCAAAACCGAACUCGAACCCCGAAAAGCUAAGCUAAAGCUAAGCAAAAAACCAACAAACAUAAAAAAUAAAAUAAAAAAAGUGUAGAGACGGAAAACGCGGAGUAUAAAAAUAAAUAAACGAGCGACGAUCAGCGAGCGAUCAAGGAGCUAUAGCAACUAUAUGUAGCAUCUAUAGCAGGAAGAGCACGUUUCUGUGUUUUUGUUUCAAUUUCAAUUGUGGAAAUCGUAGAGGAAAAAUUUCGAACCGGUCCCCCGAAGUAGGAGUUGGAGUUCGAGUUGGAGUCGCCAGCAGAGGAUCAAGAACCGAGAACCCAAAGCACCGCGUCCCGAGAACCGAUAUUUAUUAAACAAAGACAGAAAUUAAUUUCACGACUUUGUGCCCCCUCCGCCAGUGUGCCCUGCAUCCGCCCGCCCUCCAUGCCCCACUUGAACUUUGAGCCUGAGGUCUGGGCUUGAGCAGCGCGGCAACUAGGGAUCGGGAUCUUCGGCUCGCCGGCAAAAUGUACGACAUCAAGCGCCUGGAAGCGGGACAACAGAAACUACAGCAACAGCACCAGCACCAGCAUCAGCAUCAGCACCAGGGCCUGGGCCUACGCCAGGAGCAGCAGCUCACCUGCAGCGUGAUCGCAGCGCCCGAGCACCGGAGCACCCAUCCCAUCACCAUCUCCAGUCCCAAUCCCAGUACCUGUUCCAGUCCCAAUCCCAGCGAGGCCACCCACAUGACGCUGCUAACGUUGCGCCGUCGCCGUUCGCUGCAGCGUCGCGCCUGCCUGCUCAGCAUCCUGGCCGCCUUCGUUUUUGGCAUGGCGCUGGGCGUGGUUGUGCCCAUGUUCGGUCUGCCCCACCACCCAGAAGUCCCGUCAGAGACGGCAACAGACUCGCCAGCGGAGCAGCUGAGUAGCUACCGCGUGGCAUUCAUCAUGGAGGAGGAUGCCGCCGCCGCCGCUGCUGAACUCAGUGCCGAGCAAGUUUUCCGCAACGCCUUCCACCUGGAGCAGGACAAGGAUGCCCCCGAUUCGAUGGUGGUAAAGAAGUUGGAUACCGAUGAUGGCAGCAUCAAGGAGUUCCAUGUGCAGCGCACGGCCAGCGGCAAGUACCGUAAGGGGCCGGAGCGGAGACUCUCCAAGAAGCGGCCGCAUCAGCCGGAGACGCUUCGUUCGCCCGCGGUAGCCGCCUCACCGGAUCCCCUGCAGGCGGGCCUCAUCGAGGAGGAUGUCUUCUGGGGGCCCACAGUGGAGCGGGCUCUGCCCAGGGGAUUUGCCUCUCAGGAUCAAGUCAGCUGGGAACGCUUUGUGGGCGAACAGGGCCGUGUGGUGCGUCUGGAGCAGGGAUGCGGACGCAUGCAGAACCGCCUGGUGGUCUUUGCCGAUGGAACACUUGCCUGUGCCCGCUAUCGCCAGAACACGGAUCAGAUCCAGGGCGAAAUCUUCAGUUACUACCUUGGUCAGCUGCUGAAUAUUAGCAACCUGGCUCCAAGUGCCGCCACCGUGGUGGAUACCAGCACGCCCAGCUGGGCGGCUGCCAUCGGUGACAUCACCCAAGCCCAGUGGAAGGAACGCCGCCCGGUGGUGCUGACCCGUUGGCUCUCCGACCUGGAGCCGGCCGGCAUUCCGCAGCCCUUCCAGCCGCUGGAGCGGCACCUUAACAAGCACGACGUUUGGAAUCUGACGCGGCACCUAAGCCAGGAGGCAGAGCAGCCAGCCAGAGAACCGGAACAGGGACUGCUCAAGCGGUUGGGAGCAGGGAUGGGGCCAGGACCAGCAUCAGCUGCCAGCUCGCCGGGCUCCGCUCAUCAAUCAAGCACGAUUGAGGAGACAGGAACGCUGGUGCAGCGGCUAAUUGAAUUGGCACAAUGGUCCGAUUUAAUCGUCUUCGAUUACCUGAUCGCGAACCUCGAUCGCGUGGUGAACAACCUGUACAACUUUCAAUGGAACGCCGACAUUAUGGCCGCGCCGGCGCACAAUCUCGCUCGGCAGUCCGCCUCGCAGCUGCUCGUCUUCCUGGACAACGAGAGCGGCUUGCUCCAUGGCUACCGGCUGCUGAAGAAGUACGAGGCCUAUCACAGUCUCCUUCUGGACAACCUGUGCGUCUUCCGGCGACCCACGAUCGAGGCUCUGCGUCGUCUGCGGGCGGCGGGGGCAGGUCGCCGGCUUAGGGAUCUGUUCGAGAGGACGACCAGCGCCGGAGUGAGAGAUGUAUUGCCCUCACUGCCGGACAAAUCGGUCAAGAUCCUGGUGGAACGCAUUGACCGAGUGCUAAGCCAGGUGCAAAAGUGCCAGGGAAGCUAGUAGAUGCCCCUAAUAACCCUCAACUUGACUGAUAAGCUGUAAAUAUUGGAGCAGCAGUGGAUGCCCUGGAUCGGAGUCGGAGUAGUCAAGGGGUCAGGGGUUAGGGCAGGCUCAAGGUCAACAGAUUUGUUAUCAAAAUUGAUUCCCGAAAAGGAAAAAGGGUAUUUGCUUACUCCUCUAAAAACAAAAUCCUUUCUAAAUCAACUAAUUACUAUAAAAAGAUAGCCUGCCCACCCCUGCCCCAAAGUAGAUCCAAGUAUUAAAGGGCGAUCCACUGAAGAAGCUUAACUAACUUGUAAAUGCCAGACUCUGUCCUUGAGUAUUAAGCUUAAACCUUAGUUGUUAAAUGUAUCUGUAUAAAAAGUAAGGCCCCAUAGAAUUAACAAUUUGUGUGAUAUUUGUGUAAGGAACCCCAUGCAGCCUAAGUAGAUUUCA
Drosophila serrata is the source of this 2797-nucleotide messenger RNA. It is a transcript of the gene fj, whose product is annotated as four-jointed box kinase. Gene Ontology annotation, biological process: cell-cell signaling. NCBI's taxonomy places the organism in Eukaryota, Metazoa, Arthropoda, Insecta, Diptera, Drosophilidae. The record is from RefSeq and is a predicted model, not a curated record.